AUGUCGCUCGGUCCGUCGCCGUCGCGCCGGUGCCUCCUCCGCCUCGGCCGCCAAGCCCGCGCCGUCGCAACCCUCACGCCCCCUCACCAGGCUGCCGCCGUUUCCCGCCUCCAGAGCACCGUCGACCCCUCGUCCGACGAGUUCAAGGACAACCAGGCCCAGAUGGCCGGCGUCAUGGACCGCCUGGCCGAGCUGACGCGCAGGAUCCAGCUCGGCGGCCCGGCCAAGGCGCGCGAGAAGCACCUCGCCCGCAACAAGAUGCUUCCCCGGCACCGCAUCGCCGCCCUGAUCGACCCCGGCACCACCUUUCUCGAGCUGUCGCCCAUGGCGGGCUACCAGCUGUAUCCCGAGGCCGAGGUGCCCGCGGGGGGCAUCAUCACCGGUGUGGGCGUCGUCGAGGGAGUUCGCUGCGUCAUUGUCGCCAACGACAGCACCGUCAAGGGUGGGACGUACUAUCCCAUCACGGUCAAGAAGCAUCUCCGGGCCCAGGCGGUCGCGCAGGAGAACAAGCUGCCUUGCAUCUACCUGGUUGACUCGGGAGGCGCCAAUCUCCCCCAUCAGUCCGACGUCUUCCCCGACCGCGACCACUUCGGCCGCAUCUUCUACAACCAGGCGCGCAUGUCCGCCCAAGGCAUUCCCCAAAUCGCCGUCGUCAUGGGCCCCUGCACCGCGGGAGGCGCCUACGUCCCCGCCAUGUCGGACGAGUCCAUCAUCGUCGGCGGCCAAGGCCACAUCUUCCUCGCCGGCCCGCCCCUGGUCAAGGCCGCCACCGGAGAGGUCGUCAGCGCCGAGGACCUCGGCGGCGGCAAGAUGCACUCGUCCGUGUCCGGCGUCACCGACUACCUGGCCGUCGACGACGCCCACGCCAUCACGCUGGCCCGCCGCUCCGUCAGCAACCUCAACUGGCCCGCCGCCCCGGCCCCGGCCCCGGCCCCGGCCCCCGCGACCGCGACCGCGACCGCGACCGCGACCGCCGGCUCCUUUGCCGAGCCGCUCCACGACCCCGACGAGCUGCUGGGCAUCGCCACCACCAACCUGCGCAAGCCCAUCCCCAUCCGCGACGUCAUUGCCCGCGUCGUCGACGGCUCCGAGUUCGCCGAGUUCAAGCGCGACUUUGGCACCACCCUCGUCACCGGCUUCGCCUCCAUCUACGGCCACAAGGUCGGCAUCGUCGCCAACGACGGCAUCCUCUUCGCCUCGUCCGCCGUCAAGGGCGCCCACUUCAUCCAGCUCUGCGCCCAGCGCGGCGUCCCCCUCGUCUUCCUGCAGAACAUAUCCGGCUUCAUGGUCGGCACCGCCUCGGAGCGGGACGGCAUCGCCAAGCACGGCGCCAAGCUCGUCACGGCCGUCGCCUGCGCCGACGUGCCCAAGUUCACCGUCGUCGUCGGCGGCUCCUACGGCGCCGGCAACUACGGCAUGUGCGGCCGUGCCUACAGCCCUCGCUUUUUAUGGAUGUGGCCCAACGCCCGGGUCGGCGUCAUGGGAAGCGAGCAGCUGGCUGCCGUCAUGGAAACCGUUGGUCAAAAGGCUGAUCCCGAGCUCAAGUCGCGCAUCGACCGCGAAACCGAAGCCACCUUUUCCUCAGCAAGGUUAUGGGACGAUGGCAUCAUUCCGCCACAGCACACCCGUCGCUACCUGGGCUUGGGGCUCCAGGCUGCCAUGACGGGGCGAAACGAGGUCAGGGCUGGAGACUCCAAGUUUGGCGUUUUUAGAAUGUAG
Messenger RNA from Ustilaginoidea virens, 1719 nucleotides. RefSeq lists its product as uncharacterized. The transcript has 3 exons. Gene Ontology annotation, biological process: L-leucine catabolic process. The record is from RefSeq and is a predicted model, not a curated record. Gene Ontology annotation, molecular function: methylcrotonoyl-CoA carboxylase activity. The coding region runs from base 1 to 1719 and encodes 572 amino acids. NCBI's taxonomy places the organism in Eukaryota, Fungi, Ascomycota, Sordariomycetes, Hypocreales, Clavicipitaceae. Gene Ontology annotation, cellular component: methylcrotonoyl-CoA carboxylase complex; mitochondrion.